Mucor velutinosus is the source of this 537-nucleotide messenger RNA. RefSeq lists its product as uncharacterized. NCBI's taxonomy places the organism in Eukaryota, Fungi, Mucoromycota, Mucoromycetes, Mucorales, Mucoraceae. Gene Ontology annotation, biological process: maturation of SSU-rRNA from tricistronic rRNA transcript (SSU-rRNA, 5.8S rRNA, LSU-rRNA). The record is from RefSeq and is a predicted model, not a curated record. The coding region runs from base 1 to 537 and encodes 178 amino acids. The transcript is spliced from 4 exons. Gene Ontology annotation, cellular component: preribosome, small subunit precursor; 90S preribosome; nucleolus.
AUGCCAAAAGCUACAAGAGCCAGCCGUUCAAAGAAAGUAGAUACUCCAUUGCGUCAACGAAAGUUUGCAGUGCCUCAAAAGCAGGUUCUUGAGAAAGUUGUUACCCAAAAUGAAGAGAUUUCGAUUGUGCCAGCAAACGAGUACGAAACAGCCAAAAAAGAUUACAAAAAGAAAGCAAGACAUGAAGCGUGGCUUGAGAAACUCGAUCGCUCUUACGCUGUCAAAAAGAAGAUGCAGAAGAAAGAGAACAGAAAGAAGAAUGGACUUAAGGUCGAUUUGAGUGGAUUUGAAGAUGUAUUGAGCAGCAUUGAAAUCAAACCCAAGUCAGAACUCGAGAGUCAAGCAACACAUUCAAAGAAGAUCGCAGAGCCUAUUAAAGAAGCAGCAAUACCCUCCAACAAGAUUAAAUCCAAGAAAGCCAAGAAGCAAGCCGAAAUGCAAGAGAUUUUACGAAUGCAAAAAGUCAUGCAACAUGGUGCCUUUAAAGAGAAUCCUUUGGCUACUAUUCGCCAGCAUGUACAAAAUACCUUUCUUUAA